This is a messenger RNA of Fusarium falciforme, 750 nucleotides long. RefSeq names its product HET domain-containing protein. The record is from RefSeq and is a predicted model, not a curated record. Bases 16 to 750 code for a protein of 244 amino acids. The transcript is spliced from 2 exons. Lineage: Eukaryota; Fungi; Ascomycota; Sordariomycetes; Hypocreales; Nectriaceae.
GAACUGUUGAUACAGAUGUUCUGCAGGUGCUACCUCACGAAAGAAUCGGAUCGUCUUGCUGCCAUUGCAGGUAUAGCGAGUCAAGCGCAGCCUCUGCUCAAUGACGAGUAUUUGGCGGGUUUGUGGAAGAGACAGCUCCCUCAUGGGUUGCUCUGGAAGCUGCAGAACAUGGUAGGACAAGAUGAUUUGAUCGUCACUAGCCCAAAGAAAUAUCGAGGUCCUUCGUGGAGCUGGGCGUCUCUCGACUUUGAAGCUGCAAAUAUCGACAUCUUGGACCGCGAAGGCAUCGACCGGUAUUUGGUUGAAAUCACCGAGGUGAAAAUCGAGAGCAGCACUGAUCAGAUUUACACCAACGUGACCGGGGGUUAUAUACGCGUUCUUGGCAAGUUGGGCCAAGUCAACCUCCCCAAGCUCGAAGACGCAGAAUGGAGAGGUGAUAGGGGCGGACACCAUACCUUUGAGUUCUCUCUUGAUGCGGAUGAUGAGAUCGAUAUCGAAGAAGAAACUCCGUAUUGUAUACCGAUAUUGACACACGACAGAGCUAAUAGGAACCCUUUCAAGAGCCUGGAAGUGCACUGCCUCUUGCUGCAAAAGGUCGAAACAAAUUCUACUGGAUUCAGAAGGAUCGGUAGCCUUCAGGUGCUUCUGGAUUGGGAGGCUGAGACUAUAGAAGAGUUUCGAUGGAUCACAGACUUUGCUAGAGAUGAAAGUCCCUUGGCACAGGGUUUAGAUACGUUGAUGAUAUACUAG